Arabidopsis arenosa is the source of this 965-nucleotide messenger RNA. Lineage: Eukaryota; Viridiplantae; Streptophyta; Magnoliopsida; Brassicales; Brassicaceae. The record is from the annotation of a GenBank genome assembly.
UUUGAUUGGUUUUGUUUUCCAGCAUUCAUAAAUUUCUCAAGUCGUGUGGAACAAUUAUUGUGUUGGUUUUAUUGAGAGAUAAAGAGAUUUUGAGGAUUUUUCACAACAACAUUGUUUGUUUGUGAUGACAAAAAAAAAAAAAAAAAAAAAACAUUGUUUGUUUGUCUGAUGGAGCAAUUCAGACAAAUCGGCGAAGUUCUUGGAAGUCUUAAUGCACUAAUGGUAUUACAAGAUGAUAUCUUGAUCAACCAAAGACAAUGUUGUUUGUUGUUAGAACUCUUCAGUUUAGCUUUCAACACGGUCGCAGAAGAGAUCAGACAGAAUCUAAAGCUUGAAGAGAAGCAUACUAAAUGGAGAGCUCUUGAACAACCUUUAAGGGAGCUUUAUAGAGUUUUUAAAGAAGGAGAGUUAUAUGUUAAACAUUGUAUGGACAAUAGUGAUUGGUGGGGUAAAGUUAUCAAUCUUCAUCAGAACAAAGAUUGUGUUGAGUUUCAUAUACACAACUUGUUCUGUUAUUUCUCUGCGGUUGUUGAAGCGAUCGAGGCUGCUGGUGAGAUUUCGGGUCUUGACCCUUCUGAGAUGGAGAGAAGGAGAGUUGUGUUUUCAAGAAAGUAUGAUAGAGAGUGGAAUGACCCUAAGCUUUUUCAAUGGAGGUUUGGGAAACAGUAUUUGGUAUCACGGGAUAUUUGCAGCCGGUUUGAGCAUUCUUGGAGAGAAGAUAGAUGGAAUAUAGUUGAGGCAUUACAAGAGAAGAGGAAAUCGGAUAGCGAUGAUAUUGGAAAGACCGAGAAGUGUUUAGCGGAUUUGCUUUUGAAGAAGUUAAUAACCUUGAGAGGAUGCCCAGCAAAUAACCUUGUAUUGGUGCCGCGAAUAAAGAAUCACAUGAAGCUUCUCCGUAACCCUUAACCUGAAACGACAAGACCAAUUGAAUAGUUGAACAUUUGAUGUCAGCAUAGUUUUUCAAU